AUGUCCUUUCCAAACAUGUCAUGUAAAGUCUUAGUUUACGGCGGAGGAGCUAUUGGUUCGAUCCUAGGCUGGCGAAUUGCUCAGAACAGCAGCACCCAGGUCUCCGUUGUGUGUCGUUCGAACUUUGCCAAAGUCAGGUCCGAUGGAUACCUCUUCCGGACUUCAACAUGGGGCACUGGCCGGUUUCGUCCCUACCAGGUGUUUUCUGCAUCGAACAUCGCUGCUGCAGCCUCGCAGCAACGAUUCGACUAUGUCAUCUGCGCCACCAAGGUCACAGGAGAGCGAGAUUCCAUGCUGCAUGAUCUUCGCAGUAUAGUCCGACCCAACACAACACUCGUCGCUGCCCAGAACGGCAUGGGCGUGGAGGGGCCAUUGAAACAAGCAUUUCCCAAGAAUACAGUGCUGGUAGCAGUAUGCAACCUCAACUGCAACCAGGCAGCUCAUGGCAUCAUAGAACAAGCAGUCAACGUCAAGCCGCAUGCUUUCGCAUUUGGUCUGGCCGGCCACGAUCCUCGGCGGCUCGCGGCUGAUGUCCGACGUCGCGACAGGUUGGUGGCCAUGGAUUCUGCUUUCGAAGUUGCUGCAGACGUCUCCCGGGAACGUUGGCGCAAACUUGUUGUCAACGCGGCCCUCAACCCGAGCACCGCACUAUCAGGUCUCGACACCCAUCAGCUCCUCGAAAGAUCAGAAGGCGUGGCAGUGGUAUUACAGCUGGCGCACGAAGCAUGCGACGUUGCCGCGGCCAGUGGCGUAGAGCUGCCAGCAGAUCUGCCAAAUAAGGUGGUCGAGCUUGCCAGAGAUACUCAUGUGAUCACGCCUUCGACUUUGCAAGACGUACGAAAGGGGAGACCGCUUGAGCUGGACCCCAUUUUUGGUUUCCUGGUCGAGCAGGCGGCCAGAGUCGGCGCGAGCGUGCCAUUGCUAACGUCGAUGUAUCAUCUGCUGAAGAAGAAAGAUCGCGAAGGACCAGGAUAUCAGAAUCAAACGGAGGGGGCGUCACUUCCUGGGUCAGCCGUGCAUGACUUGCUCGCUGCUUGGCAAGGAGGCAGUCAGCUAGGAGAAGUGGUGUAUUGA
This is a messenger RNA of Fulvia fulva, 1074 nucleotides long. Its product is annotated as Oxidoreductase AFT12-1. Gene Ontology annotation, biological process: pantothenate biosynthetic process. The coding region runs from base 1 to 1074 and encodes 357 amino acids. The transcript has 2 exons. Gene Ontology annotation, molecular function: 2-dehydropantoate 2-reductase activity. NCBI's taxonomy places the organism in Eukaryota, Fungi, Ascomycota, Dothideomycetes, Mycosphaerellales, Mycosphaerellaceae. The record is from RefSeq and is a predicted model, not a curated record. Gene Ontology annotation, cellular component: cytoplasm.